CUGAGUUCUCCCUAAGAUCAGUGUAACCCUCUGUGUGACCCUAGACGGAUAACAUCCCCUCUCUGAGCCUCGUGGGGCCCAGGAGCUGCCAAUGGAAAAGGAAGAGGAGCCUCUAGACCCUGAGAAAGAGUUGGUUGACCAGACCUGGUUCCAUGGAGCACUGUCCCAAAAGGAAGCAGAGGCCCUGCUGCUAGCAGAUGGGGACUUCCUGGUAUGGGCCUCCACCUCCACCUUAGUCUCAGGCCCAAGCCCCCUGAUGCUGUCCUGCUGCUGGGGUGGCCAACCCCUCCACUUUGAGGUGGUACGUAUUCAGCUGCGCCCACGCCCUGGCAGGCCUCAUGCCCUCUUCCAGCUGGAGGAUGAACGCUUCCCCAGCCUGCCCGCCCUGAUAAGCUGUUACGUGGCUACACAGCGCCCAUUGUCCCAGGCCUCAGGGGCUGUAGCUUCUCAUCCCAUAGUCCGCUAUGGACCUCCACGUCCUAUGACCUUUGACAAGAUCCUCCGCCGGCGGAGUCUGAGCGGGGAUGGCUGCAGUGAUGAUGCUCGCCAGGUCCACAAAGGGCUGUUCAGGUCCAAGGUGCUCAGUGGGAGCCAGCCAGCCAGCCUAGACAUCCUGGGCCACAAGGGAGGCCCCCCGAAGAGUAGCAAAAAAGCAGGUUCUCCAGAUGACCCCCAGAUGGCCAAAGUGGUACCUCCUGCUUCCCCCCUUUUCCGUACGGGCAGUGACCCUGUCCUACGUAGGGCACAGCAACUGGGCAUGGGCAUCCCACUGUGGGGCUCAGAUGGGCAGCUGCAUCCCAAGGUGCCACCCAAACCUCCACGGGCACCCUCUGUAAUGUUGCCUCCCACCUCCUGUGAGCUGGUGCCCCAGGAGAUCCUCCAAGGGAAGGAAAGGCAUGGGGAGGAAGCUGGGAGCAGGGAAGAAGCUGGGACUGGGGAGGAAGCCAGGCCUGGACCCAGAGAUGGACAGGAGACCGAGUCCAAGGCAGAAGCCUUAGCCGGGGAAGAAGCUGUACAAAGAGAAGAGCACAAGGAUCUCCAUGGACACCAUGCCCACCUCAGCAACAAAGAAAGUCUACAGGAGACCCCUUGGUGGGAAGAGUUGGAGCAAGAAGAAGCUGAAGAUUUUGUGAGACCCCAAGGAGGAGUUCCUGCUGCUCUCCAGCCCCAGGCCUUCUCGUCCUGCUUGCUGGGCCCUGAGAACCGGCCCUUGGAGCCCAGUGCCCUGAGGACCCUUCGUGCCCUAUUCCUGCAGCAUGAUGUGGGCACUAUAGCCCGACACCUGCUUCUCACCAACUGCCAGGCAGCCCAGGUCCUGGGUGUGACUCGAACUCAGCGCCAGGCAAUGGGCGUCCACUCAGGUCUGGAGCUCCUCACACUGCCUCAUGGUCACCAACUUCGGCUUAACCUAUUGGAAAGGCAUGAGGCCUUGGCCCUAGCCGCGGCCAUAGCGGUGGUGGGAUGCUCGGGGCCCGUGGCAGAACGGGUGGCCACCUUGCUUGGCCUUAUCCAGCUGGCACUAGCCCUUCGGGCCCCUGGAGGUACAGGAGACCUGUUUGCUCUUUCUUCAGUGAUGACUGCCUUGCAGCUGCCCCAGAUCACACGGCUAGAACGGACAUGGCGCCUCCUCCGGCAGAACCACACCGAGGCUGCACUGGCCUUCGAGAAGGAGCUAAAGCCCUUUGUCCGAGCCUUGGAUGAAGGGGCUGGAAUUGGUCAGCCAGGGGAGGUGGCCCUGCCCCACAUAGUGCCUGUGGCCCAGCUGCUGGAGGGAGUCCAGCUAUGGGGGUCUGAUGAGGAGAGCUGUGAACGGCUGCUUUGGACGCUGCAAGGAGCCCGAACCAUGGCCAACAACGCCUCCCACUACCGCGAGGCAGCCCAGGCCAGACUGAAGGGUGAGCUCUGUCCUCCCCACCCCCAAAGGAAUCCCCCCUCCCUUCUUUCCCCCUCUAAUCUCCUGGGCUCUUUCCCUUUCCCCCACCCAGGUUUCCAGCCCACCGCAGAGCUGUGUGAAGCCUUCCAGACUGAGUUUGCCCUGAGGCUCCUCUGGGGCAGCCGGGGUGCUGGAGCUGGACAGGCCGAACGUCACAAGAAGUUUCACCUUGUCCUCAGUGCCCUCUCCCGGAGACUGGAGCCUGAGGGCUGAGGUCACCUGAGCACGCCUACAAGAUUCAUCUUACCUGGCCAGGACUCCCCACUGUCCUCUGGCUAUGAACCUCCAGGGGCCUGACUCCCCAGGCUGACUGCUGCCACAACGCUAACUGGGACCUUGCCCCAGGGCACCCACACCUAGAGAAGUGAGAGCCCGGAGAGCUGGGGGGAGGCAGGUGCAGCUGAGCCCUCAUACCCAGUUUCUCUUCCUCCUCUCCUUUGCUGGGACCAGGAAGUACUGCUGGCCUGUCUCUCUCUCCCUGCCCUUCCAGAACCAGAAGGCUUCCAGUGAACUCACUACCUCAUAGAAGCUCUUCCUCCCAGUGGGCUGAAAUCUGUAGCUUCAGAACAUCCUCCCACCCCUCCGAGCUCUUCACCAGGAGCAAAUCUAGUUUUUCUUCCACAGUGGGAAUGGGCCAUUGCUAGGAAGCCCGCUCCCCUUCUGCUGUCUGUCUCCUCUUGGAUAAGCUCCUUUAUGCAAAGAACCUCACCAUAGCCCUUCCCACAAGUCACAGGGAUCAGAUCAGCAGAGAAGCUGGCCCAGGCUUGGAUGGAGAGCAUGGGGCUACAUUCCAGUGUCACAGAGCCAAAGGCUGGGCAGCUGGAAGGGACAGAGGAGGCCUUUGUGGCGCCCACCUCCAGUGUUCUUCGCACUGUUCUGAAGCGCUACCCCGACAGGUGGGUGAAGUCCCUGGGCAAGGACACAGCGGUCUGGGGAAAGAGUCCAGUGACACAGGCCGCCUACCGAGUCCUAAAUAAAGCUCCAAGUCAGGGGCUGCACACGGUCCAUUU
Molecule: messenger RNA, 2943 nt
Organism: Trichosurus vulpecula (common brushtail)
Lineage: Eukaryota; Metazoa; Chordata; Mammalia; Diprotodontia; Phalangeridae
Gene: SH2D3A
Product: SH2 domain containing 3A
Exons: 9
Coding region: 92-2146 (684 amino acids)
Biological process (GO): small GTPase-mediated signal transduction; positive regulation of peptidyl-serine phosphorylation
Molecular function (GO): guanyl-nucleotide exchange factor activity
Source: RefSeq, a predicted model, not a curated record